AAACUUGUAAAUCAUGAGCGUGUCGCUUUAAGGUCGGGCAAGAGGCGCGCCGCCGGCAAAGCGUCCUUUUGGUUUCCAGGGAAACCAGGGAAAAGUAAGAACGCGGACACCAGUGAUAAUUCGUGUGUUGAGCCCGUGGUCUUGUCACUGGAUUGUUCCAACAAAAUUAUAUCGGUGGAUAAAUGUAUUCGCGUUGAUGAAAAUAUACAGCUGGUCAACUUUGCAGUAGUUUGGCAGUGAAGGGAGUGAGAGCGAUGGACAAAGACCAUGCACUGCCACCCCUGUCCCCCAUCCAGUCCUUGGCUGGCACUCCCUGCAAAAGCCUGGCACUCUCCCCCUCUCUGCCCCACUCCUCUGCCACUGUCCCAUCCUCUCCUCCCCUCUCCCCCUCCUCCACCCCGCUCAGCCUCCCCUACACCCACUCCUCCCCCUCCUGCCCCACACCUCCCCAGCCCUUCCUCGCACACACCUCCACCCACUGCCUCGGGUCCCCAGUGUCCUCUUCUGACCAGGAUGACCUCACCUGCCUCAGUUGGCUCCACCAGAGGCGUAACCUGCUUCCCAUGCAACCUCUACUGAAGACCACCAAUUCCUCAUUCUGUGGUGGUGACCCUCACAGCAAUCUCGUGCUGGCCCCACAGGGGGCGCCCUCGUCCUCAUCCUCCUCGUCCCCAGGCAAGCCCCCUUACUCCUUCAGCAGCCUGAUCUUCAUGGCCAUCGAGGAGUCGUCGGAGAAGCAGCUCCCCGUCAAAGGCAUCUACGAGUGGAUCGUCAACACGUUUCCCUACUACCGGGCCGCGCCGGGAGGGUGGAGGAACUCUGUGCGGCACAACCUGUCGCUCAGCAAGAGCUUCCGCCGCAUCAGCAGGGAAAAGAACAAGUCUGGUGGCAAGGGCUCCCUCUGGUGCGUGUGUCCCGAGUAUCGCCCUGCUCUUCUGGAGGUGCUAAAGAAGACACACGGCUGUCACAGCUCCCACAUCCACCAUCUCCUCAACAACUCCACUCUGCCAGAGUCAUCUGAUUACGGCUCGUCUGUCAUUUGUGAAACUGUCGAGAUGUCAGACGCCCUCUCUUCCCAUGAGCACUGCUCCCUGACCCCCGACCACGAGGAGUUGGUGGCCAUUGAGUCCGUCACGCUCCACCACCAAGAGGAGGUGGAGGAGGAGGAGGUGCAUGACGAGGAGGAGCUGAAGGUCUUGAAGCACCAACAGGAGGAGAUGAUGGAGAUGGGAGAAGAAGACGCCAGCGAGGAGAAGGACCCACUGGCCGACAGCGGCUACAUCGAGCUCCACUACUACCAGUACAACCAGUUCCAGUACCUGGUGCUGCCCGGGGACACCGAGCUGGACCUGGAGACGGUGGAGAUCCUGCAGCUGGACGCCGAGGCCCAGGAGGCGGCCGGCUCUCUAUUGGACCUGGCCGGUGGCGGACACUCCGGGUAAUCAGAUGGGCAGACUAGACAGACAGACAGAGAGAGCGUCGACCAUAGAGAGAGGCGAACAAGAAAGUAUCAAGUCCUGCCAUGACUCCUCCUCCUACUCCUGAACAGUCCUGCCAUGAUUGCAACUGAGUGUUGAAAUAACACUGCAAAAAAAAUAUUAAAAAAAUCGAGAGGUGGGACAGAAAAGGUCAGGAGUGAAAAAGUUAAGAGUAAAAAGUCCUGUCAUGUGCUAUGCACAGUGUAUUUUGCUGUGUUAAUUCAACACUGUGAAGUGUUCAUUUUGGCCUUUACGGUGAUGGUUGACUUUGCACAGCAAAAUGUACUGUGUAUUUGUUCCGUGUAUUUGUUCUGUAUCUACCUGUGCUUUCCAAAUAACAUACACGUAAAUGGGUUCGCCAAUUAGCUUGUGAACUUACACAUCAGAUGGAGGAGACGAUUGGCUGUAACAUACUGCAUGUGUGGCAGGACUUUUUGCUUACUUUCUGAACCUAACUUGUCCGUGUGAAGUGGAAAACGAAAACAACAAAAACAAAGGUCAAGCACGGCUACAGUUACUGCAGUUACUGUUACUACUAAAAAAAAACCACACUGAUCACAGAAAGACUGAGGCGACACAAUGGUGAGCUGACUUUUUUCACUUGACAUUGCUUAGAGAUGCUGAGAUCAAUUUGUUACGUGUUUUGUUUGACUGUUAUUUAUGAAAUGAUUUACUGUAUGUUCAAUGUUGACACCACAAAGCUGCCUAGAAGUUGCUCCUGUCACAGAUUUUUUUUUUAAAUAUAGGUGUGGUGGACCUCACAUGAUAAACACAGCCAAUGCACUUAAAACUUUCUUCCUUACAAUUUUAAGUCACUGGAAAGAAUUCCACUCAGAUUUGAGCAGUUGCAAUUCCUUGACAAGAUUUAUGAAAUGAUAAAUAUGUUUGUUUUCCUUCACAUUCUGGACUAGGGGCGGAGCUAGUAGGUGGGGCAGACAGGGCUGUUGCCUCAGGGCCUAGGGCCCUUCUGUAUGUGGUGGGGGCCCUAUCGCGAAAGGGGCCCGCUCUGUGUUUAGCAACAGGGCCCUGUGCACAGUUGCUCCGCCACUGGUCUGGAUAUCAAGGAUAAAUAUACUGUUGCCGGUUGUAAGGGCGAUUUUAUGAUGCUUUCACACACCUGUAAGACUGCCAGUGGUUCCAGUUUGUUUCAGGGAACAAAUAAUGUUUAACUAAUCUUGUUACUGUCCGAGUAGGCCUUGUUCAUGAUGGAUGAUUAUUAAUAAGUUACUUUUGAGACAUUUAGCCGUUGUAGACUUCUUGGUUUAACAUUAUGUGAAUAAUUGAUUUUAUUUUCUCAUGUCGGUGGCCUUCAUCGUGUUUCAAUGAUUAUGACUGUUGCUCAUGUACUGUAUGUGUAUAACGAUUUGCAUGACAAUAAAGAGUUCUUGAAAUGGCAAA
Engraulis encrasicolus (European anchovy) is the source of this 2876-nucleotide messenger RNA. RefSeq names its product forkhead box protein N2. The record is from RefSeq and is a predicted model, not a curated record. Gene Ontology annotation, molecular function: DNA-binding transcription factor activity; cis-regulatory region sequence-specific DNA binding. Gene Ontology annotation, cellular component: nucleus. Bases 255 to 1442 code for a protein of 395 amino acids. Gene Ontology annotation, biological process: regulation of DNA-templated transcription. NCBI's taxonomy places the organism in Eukaryota, Metazoa, Chordata, Actinopteri, Clupeiformes, Engraulidae. The transcript has 5 exons.